GCCGCCCUCCGCAGGUCUACCUAGCCACUCUUUUGCCUUCUUCCGAACGCUAUGUCGUUCGCAUUGACGCUCCUUGUUUCCGCCCCCUUGGGUCUGGCCUCACGCCGCCGAGCAAGAUGCGCUCAGAGAUCGCCACGCUCAAAUACGUGAGGCAACACUCCUCCGUCCCAGUACCCGAUGUCACCUACCACAACCUCGAUGACGAAGGCGAAGUUGGCGGAGAGUGGAUGAUGAUGGAAUACGUUCGUGCACAUACCCCCACUCUCCCAGCCGUAGUAGGCCUGACGGUCCGCAGGUCCCCGGUGUGCCCCUCAUGGAGAAAUGGCCAAACAUGACUCGGGAAGAGCGCGAGGAAAUCUGUCUCAAGAUUUCCCAGAUAUGGGGUCAACUACUAUCAAUGCGCUUCCCCUCCGUAGGCAGUCUCUACGAGGCGCCCUCUUCCGGCCCCGCGGACAGCACCGUCAUUGUCGGCCCUACCACUUUUUAUCCUUCCGCGAAGGCCAACCGGACAGCACCGCCCGACCCCUCAAGAUGCGGGCCAUUCACGUCUCUCAAGCAGUGGCUGCUUGCUAUCGCGCGCCGCGAUAUGGCGUUCGGAGAUCCAGAGCCGCUGUCGGAAGUACAUCGCGAGCGCAUGGCCGCCGUUGUAUCCGACAUCGAGUCUGCCCCGCCGUCCCUCUUUGGCGAUGAACAGACACGAGACGACACCACCUCCGCCAUCGUUCUCGAGCACAUCGACCUCAUGCCUCACAACGUGCUCGUGCGCCCGGACGCACCAACGGACGUCCUCGCUAUCAUCGAUUGGGAGGGCGCUCGGACGGUCCCCCUCUGGGCGGUGCAGCCCAUGUUCUUGGAGCAGGACCUGGAAGGGUAUAAGGAGUACGUCGCGCUCAUCAAACGUGCCCUCAGUGAGCUCGUCCCGCAAUGGGAGGUGGCGCAGAACGGGGAAGAGUGCCGAGAAGUGCGCCGCCUGUACCUCCGCGCGCGCUUAAGCCUCUUCGACCCAGCCACGUUCCACCCGGACGAGAUCAUCUGGUCGUUCAACCCCAACUAGGUUCGUGCGCACGCUCGCUCCCUGCACGCCGUUGCUCCCCGCGUUGUCUUUUGCAUUAAUCAUAUACAUAUUUGCUUGCAUUCAUAUCAUCAUCUUUGGGCCCUGGGCUCCUUACGCUCCUUCGGAUAU
This is a messenger RNA of Schizophyllum commune H4-8, 1183 nucleotides long. RefSeq lists its product as uncharacterized. The coding region runs from base 314 to 1054 and encodes 246 amino acids. The record is from RefSeq and is a predicted model, not a curated record. NCBI's taxonomy places the organism in Eukaryota, Fungi, Basidiomycota, Agaricomycetes, Agaricales, Schizophyllaceae. The transcript has 2 exons.